This is a messenger RNA of Lytechinus pictus (painted urchin), 4654 nucleotides long. RefSeq names its product protein lin-9 homolog. The record is from RefSeq and is a predicted model, not a curated record. NCBI's taxonomy places the organism in Eukaryota, Metazoa, Echinodermata, Echinoidea, Temnopleuroida, Toxopneustidae. The transcript has 4 exons. Gene Ontology annotation, biological process: regulation of cell cycle; DNA-templated transcription; regulation of transcription by RNA polymerase II. Gene Ontology annotation, cellular component: nucleoplasm; transcription repressor complex. Bases 448 to 1080 code for a protein of 210 amino acids. Gene Ontology annotation, molecular function: DNA binding.
CUAUGCUAAGAAUGUGAAAUAAGAUAAAGCCAAAGGUAACAUAGCAGACCUAUUAUUUCCAUAUUUAUAAAAUUAUGUUCAUGUGUAGGUUCAUCUUUAAUAUAGGUGCUGUAAUGUUCAUCAAUUGUUGGGCAAAAUGAACACUUGAAAUGAGGAAAUGGUAAAAAAAUAGGUUCGAAUCGCAACAAUUGCCCCAAAAACUGAAGAUCAAAUUUCGCGCUGAAAACGGCUUCUCCACAUUCACAGCAUAGUCCCGCCCCUUUCUUCCCCGAAUCAAUGGGUAUUGUUUUCGGCGAUGCUGUGGACGCGACGCGAUGUGUGUAAGCACGGCGAAUACUACAGAGAGUCGAGUUGUAGCGUUAUUGACUCUGAAAGAUAAAUAAGGAACUCUCGGGAUUAUUAUGUGGAUAUUUACUGAAUGAACAUGUCGACGAGUGUGCAUAUACUAUGGAGAUUGACUCUAGUUUUCAUCCCGAGGUAGCGUAUGGUGAUAAUUGGCGUGUAAAGGACGAUAAGUUGUCGGUUUGUCAGACGACUAUCGCACGCGACGGGACGGCCAUGGGGCAGGCAACGAAACGUUCCGGGAGAAAGUCCCGCAAGAACUACGUGCCUGUGAAGAUCGCUCGAAUCGAGGAGGCUGAGCCGAGCAUUCACAAAAAUGGCUUUGAAUCGGACGAAAGUGACGAUUAUGACGUCAAUGUGAUAGCUCCAGAGCAGGGCUUGCCACCGCUGGCCCAGCCUUCGGAGGAGAAGAUGCGAUGCGAGCAAGAAGCCACGCAGAUGGUGAACGAUGCCAACUUGGUCCUGGGUGAUCGGUCCAUCAAGAGCCCACAACUCAAUGACCUGAUAGCUAGUCUAACAUCACUCAUGCUACAGAUCAAAUCAUUGGCCAAAGGCGACAUGAAUUCUGUCGGAUACAGCUCUCUUAACGAGUCUAUUGCGGAUCUCAAGAAGAAAAUACACCCUAGCAAUCACAAGUGCUUUGAAGACAACGUUGAAGUGCAUAUAGCUCAUAUACAGAGUGGUAUGAGCCAGAUGGGGAACCUUCAUGCAUUCUCUGAGAGACACGUCUCGUACUGAAACACUGCAGGACCGCUUCCAGAGAAGGGACAGUUCACCAUUCUUCUCCAUCAAGCGGCAUGUCUUGGGGGUUUCAGGAAUGGGAAACUUACAUGCAUUCUUGGAGAGACCUGUCUCGUACUGACACACUGCAAUAACUGCUUCCAGAGAAGGGACAGUUCACCAUUCUUCCCGAUCAAGAGACUUGUCUCAGGGUUUCAGGAAUGAACAUUCGCAAAGAAAUGCUGCAGGGCUGAAUGAAUAGCCUUUUUACCGAUUGUUGUAAGCUUCAUUCUAAGGGAUCAAAAUGAAUGAAGCACUAGUUUAGGUGGAUAUGAAGUCCAUCAUUCUUUCCCAUCAAGCUUCAUGUAGCGCAUUUCAGGAACGGAACAUCCACAUUGAAACGCUGCAUUGGUGAAUGAAUAUAGCCCUUUGAGAGACCAUUGGUUUUCGCUCCGAUCCGAUGCCAGGCAUUGAAUAAAAUGUUUAGUCGAGGCAGAUUCGUAGCCCCAACAAUGUUAGUGUAGCUGGUUUUAGACUGAACAUCUACAACAAAAUGCUGCAGGAAUGAAAAGCUUAUUCAGAGGGGUUGGUUUUUGGCGUCAUUGCGAUGCCACAAAUUAAAUGAAGGCCGAUUGGCACGUAGAGAUUGGUGUGACUUGCAUCGUGAUUCAAAUUCAACCGAGCUCUCCUGGAGAAGCAGUGCAGCUCAAGAUCAGGCUUGGAUGAAAAUAGUUGCACUUAGUAUCCUCUGGAGGUAGAGCCAUAUUAAUCCAGCUUGUAUUAUUUCCCUGUGUUUGUACGAGAGGGAACAAGUGUUGCAGUUUUUAAACCUUGGUGACCUUUGGAACUGCAUUAGCUGCAUUUGAUAAGAGUCAACAUCGCAUCCCUUGGCCCCGUCUUACGAAGAAUUAGAUUGAUCCAAUCAAUCUCAUCUGUAUGGAAAUCCAUACCAUAAUUUCUUUUCGUCAGGAAAUUUGCACAAUCUUCUUAGUAAACAAAGAGAAUCACACUGAAUUUUCAAGAGAAUGAUGAAUGUAUGCAUAUACAUCAUAUCUAGAAAAUAUUUUGAACAAACAUACAUUGUAAAUGUUGAUUUUGCUGGCUGUCCGUAGUUAUGGCUGAUUGGAUCAAUCGCAACUCUUUGUAAGACGAUGAGCACAAGUUUGUCCUGGCGGAUGAAUAAUAUGAUUUUCAAAUUAUGCAAGGGUUCACACUUCCAGUACAGGGCAAACUCUCAUGCAAGUAUGAAGAAGAGACAAACAAAAAGAACUAGCAUCACAAGGAGAAAAGCAAUUAUGUACAACUUUGACAGCAGCAUAACAAAAAGACAGAGCUAGGAUUUGGUUACAACAUACCAUCUUGUUGCAUGCUGAAAUAUUGCAUAUUAUACAGUCUCGGUUCUUCUCUUGUAUUUACAAGUUUAGAUCAACUUCCUUGUUGCCACAUUUUUUACUUCAAGUUUUUAUUUGUAGGAGGUUUGGUCAAAUAUUAAUUGCUGCUAACUUGAACAAAGGGAACCAUACCUACCAACUCUCCUUAAACACUUAAUGAUUAAACUUCAAUGCUCCCUCAUUUUGAUAGAGUGUAAUAAAGAAAGAUACUGCUCAAUUUUUUUAAUUUGUCCUGAAAAGUGAAUAUUUAGCAGAUAUGUCAGUUGAAGUGGGAUGCUGUUUUUGCAAUGAUAGUAUAAAUUGCCAUUUAUGAUCGACGGAAGAAAAAGUUUGUAGAUCUGUGGUCACUUGGAGAGUAUUUCAUGAAAAAAUUGCCAGUGAUUUUCAGGGAUUAAUUUGCUCUCAGCCAAUCAGAUGCAAGGAUUUCAGUAGCUUGUAACAUCUAUUGGCAAAAAUCAUUGAUCGAAGAUUUCAUGAAACACUCUCCCUGGAUUCUGACCAAGCCAUUUCAAGUAUACACAAACCUUUAUUUUAUGUGCUUUAAUCAAUAGUGUACCAGGACCUCAUAACACCUACACACCUGGGGAGCGUUUCAUGAAAGGACUUGUCAGACGUUUUAUCCGACGAGUCCCAUUUUAUCCGACAGUUGCCAUAGUAACAGUGCUUCUUAGCCAAUCAACAUCAAGGAAAGAUGUCAGAUCUGACAACUUGUCGGACAAAAAUGUUGAUGAAACACUCCCCUGAUACUCAAACUGAUUUUUGAAAUUGAUUACAUUGCUCAUUACAUGCAAUCAAUUGUACAAACCAACUUUACGAUCAAUCGCUAAGUUUUGUGUUAUGGGGCCCAUUGUGAAAGGGGAAUAAGGAUUGAAUGGGGGUCAGUAAAAUUACAGUAGACUUGUCCCGUCUGUAUAAAGAUAAGUUGUACUUGUAUAUAAGAGAUUAUAUAUUUAUUAUACAAAUGAUCAUAUUGAUGCUUUGUUAUCGACAAAUUGAAGAGACGUGGUGGUGAAGUGAUUGUAGAAACGGGUUCAGUCUUACUUUUGAUUUGAUAAUCGUGCACCAUUUAGGUUGAAAAUAUAUAUCAUUCUUAUGGGUUGUUGCAAGAAAAUAUUUGCAGUCAAUUGCUAAUUUCUGUUGCUAUUUUACUAUUGAUAGAUCAAUUUUAGCUCAAGCAAUUUGGUUUAUACUCCUUGUUACUGGAGGCAGAUUGGUAAUCAACUGCAAAUUUGAAAUUAAUUGCAAGACAUAUGAUUGACUUUGGAAACGUCAUUGGGUUUGCAAUUAAUCAUAUUUUUUUGUGAAGCCCCAUUAUAAUCAAGACUAUAAUGGCUUGACCCAUAUUAUUUCUAUUAUAAUUAUUUGAAUUACAGUGUAGUCUUUUACUUUAGCUCGUUGUAUAGAGCUGAUAUGUUUCUUUUAUAAAGUUGGAAAGAUGAUCAGAGCAAAAUGUUCAAACAUUUACAAUGUUAUCCUCACACAGAGAAAAAGAUAAAAGAAUUAUAGAACAAUAAGGGAGAUAGACAGAAGGAGAGAGAGAGAGGGGGGAUAUAGAAAGAGAUAAAAUCAGAGAGAGAGAGAGAUGUCAUCUCUGUUAGCAAUACCUUUCCUAUUUUGUAAAGGGAAAGAUGAAAAGAGCAAUAUCGAUCUGGGGCCCGUUGCAUAAAAGUUACUAUUAUGGUACCGUUGCCAUCCAACGAUGAUCAUCAGCCAAUCAGAAUCAAGGAUUUCAGGAAAGUUACCAUUGGUUGGCAAAGUUACUAUAAUAGUAACUUUCAUGCAACGGACCCCAAUUGCUGCUCAGUGUCUGCCAGGCCCACAGUCGAAUGGGCAAUGUGUGUUUUCGGUGGAUUUCUAUUUCUGAUCUCCAUUUUAAACAAAAUAUAGAAUAUUUUUGUCAUGAAACGGGCCCUCGGAAAUAUAUUCCCAUUAAUUAAGUAGAACAACACUCUUGGAAAUACACUCAUUGUAAUGGAGUUAUUAGUAUUUUUUAAUAUGUUCCGAUAAUACUUUCUAGUGAAAACUCUUCUUUUUUUUUCAGUAUCCAUCUGAAUUAUUUAAGUUCAAUAUUCAUAAUUUUCAUUGCUUUUGUUUUGCAAUUUGUAAUUUGCAAAACUCUAUUAAUACCAUCCUUGAUGGAUUGUACAUUAUGUAAAUAUGCAAUUGAGUUUCUUACAAAAUAAAUCUACUAUUGAAAGCUA